UCUGAACACAGUUCCUCUUUCAGCUGCAAACGUUUGAGUGCGGAAGAGUCCAGUGAAGUCCAGCUGAGAGAGAUACAGGAUUUGCUCGUGUGCUGGUCGUGUCAGGUGGACUGUAGGUCUGUAAAGAGCUCUGCAGAAGUCCCGAGGUGGUGUAGUUUUUGAGUAGCUGACAGAUCGGUCAGUAGAGGGGGUUGUAAGAGUGGUCAUAUCUGCAGUCGUGCUGUCUCUGUAUGUAGUGAGGAGGCUCUGUAACUCAGGAAGAAUGCAGGUUGGUUUGUAUCUGCUGCUUGUGCUCCACAUUGCUGAAGGCUGCAAACUGAAAGAUGGAAAGCCAGAAGAGAUUACUGCACACACAGGAGGGUCAGCACUGCUGCCCUGUUACUGCACUGACCCAUAAGCCACACCUGGGAGACUUACCUGGAAGAAACUUAGCACAGACAAAGACAUAUUGGAAGAGAUGUCCAGUGAAAGGAGUCAGUACAGAGACAGAGUUCAGCUGGUUAAUGGUCACUCUCCAGCAAAUCUCUCUCUACUCAUAUCACUCCUGACUGAAGAGGACAGAGGAUGGUACAGAUGUAAAUUUGAAGAUGGCAGCAUCAAAGAUAUCGAACUCACUGUUAAAGGCUGCUCUCCGACCAACCAUAUGACAACAUUAGAGAUCACAGCUCAUACAGGAGGGUCAGUACUGCUGCCCUGCUCCUGCGCUGAGCUACGUGCCAAACCCAAGACAUUCAGCUGGAAUAAAUACAUCAAUCCAAAUUGGGACAUGAUAACCUUUGAAAGUGAUCAGUACAGAGACAGAGUUCAGCUGUUUAAUGGUCACUCUCCAGGAAAUCUCUCUCUACUCAUAUCACACCUGACUGAGGGGGAUGGAGGAGAUUACAGGUGUCAUUUGGAAAGUGGAUACACAGACAUCAGCCUCACUGUUAAAGCAGCUCCAACACUGAGAACGUCAACUCUACCUUCUUCCACAAUGUCUUCUCAUGAAGCAGCUCCAACACUGAGAACGUCAACUCUACCUUCUUCCACAAUGUCUUCUCAUGAAGCAGCUCCAACACUGAAAACUUCAACUGAACCUUCUUCCACAAUGUCUUCUCAUGAAGAAGCUCCAGCAACAAAACUUACUCCAACACUUUCUAGGAACAUUCAAACUUCAGUCGAACCUACUGCCACAAUUUCUUCUCAGACCGGAAAUUCACCCCUGACCAAUGCUCGUGCUGAACCUCCACAGUCUCUGCCCUUUGUUCCCUUUGGCUUGGUGACUGUGAUCAUUCUCCACAUUAUAGUUGCUGUGGUUUAUCACACCAAGAGAAACAAAGUGCUAGAAACUGCCAGGAUUUACUACAACAGUGCUGAUGAAGCAGUGAGCCUGUAGCAGAGAAGGAAACCCACAGACAUCAACAGACCAGCUACUGGCAACACAUCUGAACUAGUGACCAGCUACAGGCCGGCAAUUGACAUCUACACUUGAUCAUCAGACUUGCAGCUGAUCUACAAAUUUUAGAUAGACCAUUUACAUUUUUACAUUUACAGCAUUUAGCAGAUGCUCUUAUCCAGAGCGACUUACAAGAAGUGCUUUGUCAAUCUAGAGAAAGUAUCUUUGACCAGUGAUUGACCAUAAUAUUUGGAAAAGUACACCAGCUUCACAGCUGCAAAUGUGGCAAGCAAACCAGCUACUGACCAACACACUUGAUUAAGAGAGCUGAACUUUUGGCAAAACCUACAUGUUUUUUCUUUAUAAAUAGUAAACCCACAAAAGACUUACACCUCUUUACAAUUUGUGUUUUUGUGUAAGAGUGGAAUAGUAUCAAAAUAUAUUUUUUACAAAUAUGUCAUUUUGCACAAUAAAAUGUGAGGCUAUACCAACUGAGAGAACCCCCAUUCUUUUAUUUAUUUAUUUUUUUAUUCGUUUAUUUUUAGCUUAUUUAGUCACGAAUUCACUGAUAACAGUUCCAUUAAAUGGGCACUAGGGGGUGAUUUGCUCAUGUUUUUUGAGAAGUCUUUGACCCUGUUAUACAAAUGAAUGUCUCUACUGAUUGUACAAUAAACCUGUGCUUGACUCCAAA
Molecule: messenger RNA, 2066 nt
Organism: Pygocentrus nattereri (red-bellied piranha)
Lineage: Eukaryota; Metazoa; Chordata; Actinopteri; Characiformes; Serrasalmidae
Product: V-set and immunoglobulin domain-containing protein 1-like
Exons: 9
Coding region: 458-1375 (305 amino acids)
Biological process (GO): negative regulation of T cell proliferation; cellular response to lipopolysaccharide; T cell costimulation
Cellular component (GO): external side of plasma membrane
Source: RefSeq, a predicted model, not a curated record